UUGUCUUACGUGCUUGGUCUCACUGGCCCGAGUCUUGCGGUUGACACCGCCUGUUCGGCGUCUCUAGUUGCGUUACAUAUAUGUGGUCUUUCGUUAGUCCUCGACAAGAUACCACAUGCUGCAGUUAGCGGAAGUCUGCUACUAGCUUCUAUGGUGUCGAUCAUUUUCUCUGUAGCAGGAAUGCUUUCUGCGCAUGGUCGAUGUCAUACAUUUGACGCUCGAGCAGACGGGUUCUGUCGCGGAGAAGGAGGUUGCGGAGCUUUUUUGCUGUCCUCUAGAGCCUCCGCUGAAGUUGCUGUCCUUGGGACGGCCGUGCAGCAAGACGGCCCAAGCGCGAGCUUGACCGCGCCCAACGGGUCAUCGUAA
This is a messenger RNA of Aureococcus anophagefferens, 366 nucleotides long. RefSeq lists its product as hypothetical. The annotation marks the transcript as partial. The transcript is spliced from 2 exons. The record is from RefSeq and is a predicted model, not a curated record. Gene Ontology annotation, biological process: fatty acid biosynthetic process. Lineage: Eukaryota; Pelagophyceae; Pelagomonadales; Pelagomonadaceae. Gene Ontology annotation, molecular function: 3-oxoacyl-[acyl-carrier-protein] synthase activity; fatty acid synthase activity.